Ailuropoda melanoleuca (giant panda) is the source of this 1249-nucleotide messenger RNA. Its product is annotated as sialic acid-binding Ig-like lectin 6. The coding region runs from base 216 to 677 and encodes 153 amino acids. The record is from RefSeq and is a predicted model, not a curated record. The transcript is spliced from 5 exons. Lineage: Eukaryota; Metazoa; Chordata; Mammalia; Carnivora; Ursidae. Gene Ontology annotation, biological process: cell adhesion. Gene Ontology annotation, cellular component: plasma membrane. Gene Ontology annotation, molecular function: sialic acid binding.
CUGGUUCCAGGAAGGGGACAGUGCAUACCACGGUGUUCCAGUGGCCAGAUCGAAAAGUGCAGGAGGAGACCCAGGGCCGAUUCCACCUCCUCGGGGACCCCGGGGCCUACAACCGCUUCCUGGAUACCAGAGACGCACAGAGCUCAGACACAGACACCUGACAUCCACAUCCAGGGGCCCCUAGAAUCUGGGACCCCAAGAACAUUACCUGUAGCAUGCCAUGGGCCUGUGAGAGGGGGACACCACCCACCUUCUCCUGGACCGGGGAGGCCCUCACCUCCAGGGGCUCCAAGACUCCCCAGUCCCCCGUGCUCACCCUCACCCGGAGGCCCCAGGACCACGGCACCAACCGUACCUGUCGAGCGACCUUCCCCGGAGGAGCUGGUGUGAGCACGGAGAAGACCAUCCAGCUCAACGUGUCCUGCCGCCAAAAAUUUGUUUCUGUCGCAGAUCCUCCGUGGAACCUGACCAUCCGCACCUUCAGGGGAAAUAGCACAGGCAUCUCCUGUUCCUGCCGCCAAAUCUCUGGGGAGCAGUGGGGCACCUGGCCUCUAACCCUCACCCUGAUCGGAGGAGCCCUCAUGGGGGCUGGCUUCCUCCUCACCUAUGGCCUCGCCUGGAUCUACUGCCCCCGGUUCAGAGGCUCUGAAGAGGAUAAGGCUGCAGGUUGUAACUGAGCCCUCUUCCUCACGGUGGUCCUGCUUCCGGUGGGUGAGGAUCCGUCAAACCGCUGUAUCCGGAGACUCACACCUGCACAGCUCUGUAGAGCAGGGAGGUACUGGAGGACUGGGUCCUGCCUCCUCUCCAGAAAUAACAUGUCUCUUGACCUCUGGUCAUUAAGACUCUUCUGCUGGUUCCAAAUCCAUGGUGAGGAAGGCAAGUGAGGACAUAGAUAGAUUUUUGUUACCAUUAAUUUGAAUUAUGUAUACCCCAUGGAAUAUAUUGCUCAGUGUGUUUAUCUUGGAUAAGCCCAAAAUUCAAUCCCAUAAUAUAUUGUUAUAAAUCUCAUAAUAUAUUACUUUUUAAAACAGAAUUUUAAAGAGAUUUUUUAAUUAGAAAAAUAAACUCAUAUUUAUCCACAUAUUAACCAUUCGAUGGCUUUUCAUUCCUUGUACACAUUCAGGUUUCUCGAUAGCAUCACUUUCCUUUUGCCGGAAUAUCUUGUCCUAUCUUUCUUUUUUUUUUUUUUUUUUAAAGAUUUUAUUUAUUUAUUCAACAGAGAUAGAGACAGGCAGCGAGAGAGGGAACA